Lampris incognitus (smalleye Pacific opah) is the source of this 2400-nucleotide messenger RNA. It is a transcript of the gene dclre1b, whose product is annotated as DNA cross-link repair 1B. The record is from RefSeq and is a predicted model, not a curated record. Gene Ontology annotation, biological process: double-strand break repair via nonhomologous end joining; protection from non-homologous end joining at telomere; interstrand cross-link repair. The transcript is spliced from 4 exons. Lineage: Eukaryota; Metazoa; Chordata; Actinopteri; Lampriformes; Lampridae. The coding region runs from base 496 to 2214 and encodes 572 amino acids. Gene Ontology annotation, molecular function: 5'-3' DNA exonuclease activity; damaged DNA binding.
CGGUUCGUAACCUAAUGCGACAUUAAAAUCGACUUCGCUCUUCUAGCCUAGAUUAACGAAUUUGUGCGAGCCAGUCAACUUGAAAACCGUGCAAAUGAGCAAAUAACGGGUUGGCUACCAGUAAAUUGCUAAAGGUGACAGCGUCCACUGAAACAACAGAACGUUUAGGGGAGGGGGGUCGCUGAUAAACAAACGAGUGACGUUUAGCUUGAUAAAGCCAAUGUGAACGCUAAGACCGGUCGUUGUAGCGUUCGUUUCUAACGAUGGAGUUGGUUUUUGGUUGUUAGGCCAGUAUUAUAUUGCAAUACUGUCACCAAGGCAAAUAUUGCCUUUUACGAUAUAUUUUUUUUUACCUACAUGUCAAAUAGGCUCAACCGCGCCCCUUUCCCAUAUUCGCUCAGACUGAAGGCUUAAAUGCUCUUGUGGGAAUCUACUAACAAGGGAGCCGUACCGGACCAUCUAAUAUAAUUGUUUUGCACUGGCCGGCUGUCAAAAAUGUCCCCCAAUGGAAAAGUCAUCCCAUAUACCCCGCUGGCCGUAGAUUUUUGGCAGGUGCGGAAAUGUCCGUCCUCUCGCCUCUUCUUUCUCUCUCACAUGCACAGCGACCACACAGUGGGCCUGACCUCCUCCUGGAGCCACUGGCCCAUAUACUGCUCCCCCAUCACUGCCAAACUCCUAAAACUCAAACUGCAGGUCAAGGAACAAUGGAUCCAUCCUCUAGAAUUGGAUGAACCAUAUAUUCUUCCAUUAGAUGACAUCGGCAAGGAGAGGCUAACCGUUACACUGAUGGAUGCCAAGCAUUGUCCAGGAGCUGUCAUGUUUCUCUUUCAGGGUUACUUUGGCUGUAUACUCUAUACUGGUGACUUUAGGUACACUCCUUCCAUGCUGCGGGAGCCAUGCCUGAGGACCAACACUACUAUAGAUGUCCUGUACCUGGACAACACCAACUUUGACCCCGCUCGCACCUUGCCCUCUAGACAACGAGCCACUCAACAAAUCAAAGAGAUCAUCCGCAGCCACCCCAACUACAACAUUGUCAUCGGUCUGUAUUCACUGGGAAAGGAGUCGCUGCUGGUUGAACUGGCUAUGGAGUUUAAAACCUGGAUAGAGGUGAGCUUUGAGAGGAUGAAGACCCUCAGAGCUCUGGAACUACCGGAUGUCUUCACCACAGACUUGGGAGCAGGUCGCAUCAGGGCAGUGGAGCAGUCUGAGAUCAAAUCUGCUGCCAUGCAUGAGUGGAACAGAGAGCACCCUACCGUGGCCAUCCUGCCUACGAGCAGGCCCCUCGUCUCUUUCCACCCAGAUGUCCAUGUGGUGCCCUACUCAGACCACUCCUCCUACCAAGAGCUGGAGGAUUUUGUCUCUGUACUCAAACCUACCUCUCUGGUCCCUAUUGUGGGCAACUGUGUACCUGGAACCUUGUCUGCCUUGCUGCCCAACAGAAAACGGCAUGAAAUUCUGGUGCCUGAGUCUGUCCAAAACUACAUGAAGAGGCAGCCUGAGAUCCAGCCCACCCAACCAACGCGCACCAGCGUUACCCGUAGGCCCAUCCGACCUCCUGCUCCCAGAGGGGUUGUAUUUGAAUCCCCGCUAAGGGGCUCCAUGGCCUCAUCACAAGAUACUCAGGAGCUUGAGUCAUGGAGGCAGGAAAUGGAAACUGAGCUUAAUGAACAGGACUCUGACUGUAUCGUUGUGGACCUGAGUAAGAAUAUCACCCCUGCUGAAGAUGGAAGAGAAGUUGUAAGCUCGCAGAGCUGGAAUAUAGGUGAGAAAAUCUCAGAAGAAAUGGUUACGGAAGAAUCAGUACCACUCAGUCAACUCACCCAAAUUAAUUUUGCCCCGGUGGAACUCUUGUCAAACAAUGUUGCCUUGUUGAAGCCUGUUGAAAGAGUAGCUCGUGAAAUUAAUGCCAAAGUAAAUGGUGACAUGGUGUCAAAUGACAGCAUGAGUCGGCCUACUAGCAACGGAGCUGAAGAGAACAACGACGACACACUGUUUCAAAUUGGGUCCAAAAGGGACUCAGGUGUUUCGUCAGUCUUUUUGAGUGAUAAACAAUAUGAGUAUCUGGAGGAGGUUGAAAGGGGCCUCCUAUUGCUGCUACCCUUUACAGAGGAGGACUUUGAGUGGUGUGGUCUCCUGGAACAGAGCAUUGUGAAGCAGUUCCGCCUCUGUCCUUUAUCAGAUGAUGAGGAGAACAACAUCCUCCGCAUUUAAGGAGUUAAGCUUAACUAAUUUUAUAUAAUGUGGCUCAAUGCUUAAGUUGUUGCCAUCCAUGUCGUGGCCUUUGUACUUUCUUUUUUUUUUUAACAUGCCUACAUGACAGCACACUGCUUUUCUAGGUGUCUUCCUUACCUGUUUCCUUUUUCUUAUCUGUCCCUGGUGAGCUUUCAUCGUGUCAUU